GGGGGGGGUUGCUGGGGGGAGAGAAGGAUGGAGGCAUUGUCGUUGUCCUGGAAAGGACCAGCAUGGAUGACAAGGGGCAACAGACCAAAUGCAGUGUCGGUGUUUGAUGACGAAGCGCGCUUAAUUAGCAGUGACGAUGGCGCGCGCGAUCGACGGCCAGUUGACUCUGAUGACCGGCGAUGGCGGAUUGUGGUAUGCAUGGCGGUCGGGAUUGUUGUGCUGGUUGUGGCCCUCAUGUGUCUUACUGUGGCGAUUGCCCGAGGUACUCGAGUGGAUGGAGGAGUAGCGGCUGCUGCUGAUGGAGGAGCCCAAGCACUAGCUGAGAGAGGUUCGCCUCGAGCUGCGCAAGCCAUCCAUCGUCGUCCUUCUCCUUCUCCUUCUCCUUCUCCUUCUCCUUCUCCUUCUUCUCCUUCUCCUUCUUCUUCUCCUUCUCCUUCUUCUUCUCCUUCUCCGUCGCCUUCUUCUUCUUCUUCUUCUUCUCCUUCUUCUUCGGUUGCUAGUGGUGAUGAGUGUCGACGCAGCAGCUCCGAUCCGCUUGCAACGACCCGUAGCAGCAGCACUGGCACUGGCGCGGGCUCAGGCCCUCUGUCCUUUCUUGCUGUCGGCGACUGGGGCCGUCGCGGGAUGUUCAAUCAAACCCUUGUGGCCGCUUCGAUGGCCUACGUGGCCAGCUAUCUUGGCGGCGUUGACUUUGUCGUCUCCACGGGUGACAACUUCUACGACGCCGGACUUCAAGACACCAUGGAUCCUCUCUUUGCCACCUCGUUUUCGAACGUGUACGCUGCACCCAGCCUUCAGCGACCCUGGUAUGUUGUUCUGGGCAAUCACGACUACAUGGGGGAUCCAACGGUGCAGACGAACGGGGAUCUGAAGUCGCAGGAUUGGCGAUGGAACUGCAACCGCACGUUCGUCGUGAAGAGGGACCUCUGUCCCUCGCAAGCGACCUUGGAGGGGCAACGAUGCAAAGCUUCCAUCUCGCUCUUCUUCGUGGACACCUCGCCGUUCGUCCGGGCGUACUGGAAUAACACUAAGUUCAAUUGGAAGGGCAUUGGUAAUCCGGAGAGGGACACGGAGUGGCAGCUCGAUUGGCUUCGAGAGGAAUUGGGCAAAGCAGUGAACGACACGUGGAAGGUCGUGAUUGGUCAUCACCCCAUCUACAGCCUGGGCUCGCACGGCGAUCAGCCGGAGCUGGUGGAACUCUUGCUGCCCCUCUUGGAGGACGCAGGGGUUCAUCUCUACAUCAACGGUCACGAUCACAACCUGCAGCUGAUCAUCACGGACAACCUCCCCAAACAUGCUCUCGCUAUGGUGACCUCUGGGGCCGGGUCCGAAGUGCGGUCUGGAUUUGCCUCCCUUAACGGUGGAGAUAGGAAUGUCUUAUUCCUUCAUGAAGGACAGGGCUUUGCCUCCUUUCACGCAGACGCCGCUAGAUUGCAAGUGCUGUUCUAUGAUGUGGAUGGCAAGCUCAUUCACUCUUUCCAAUUCCACAAAUGACUGGUGGCGCGUUCGAAGCUGUCGUUGUCGUUGUCGUUGUCUUUCUUGCAUGUAUGAUAAGGGACGCUGGACCCG
Chara braunii is the source of this 1569-nucleotide messenger RNA. Lineage: Eukaryota; Viridiplantae; Streptophyta; Charophyceae; Charales; Characeae. The record is from the annotation of a GenBank genome assembly.